AUGAUGAUUAAAGAUGUUGUCAAAAUUUACAAAGCGGGAUCAGGGACACUGCAUGCCCAGUUGGCGGACUGGACUAAAUCUGAACUAAAUCACUCUGAAAGCCGAAGGAUCGAUAUGACAAACUACCCUGGUGGUACGAUAGUCAAACUGAAGAAGGCCAUUGUUGAGCAUCUCCAAAAGGUGAUCAAUGGAUGGAAGAAUGGGUCGAGUAGAUGGGUCAAAAUGAUGGCAGAGGAGAUUGAGCAGCAGAAAAAAGAGCUUUCCCAUCUGGAAUCAGAAGCAGCCUCAGCCUGGGGUGGAAGUUGCAUCAGUAGCGUGCAGGACAACAUUACUGAUAGUGUGCCAAGCCAUCCAAAUAAUGCCACACUCGCAAGCAGCACCGCUCACAUAGAGGCUGGGCCAGUGACACCCAUGGAACCUGGCCCUAGCAUGAGGACCAACUUGAAGAAGCGCAAGGCGCCAGCAAAUCCAAAGCCAUGGAAAACCCACUGA
Messenger RNA from Cantharellus anzutake, 492 nucleotides. RefSeq lists its product as uncharacterized. Lineage: Eukaryota; Fungi; Basidiomycota; Agaricomycetes; Cantharellales; Hydnaceae. The coding region runs from base 1 to 492 and encodes 163 amino acids. The transcript is spliced from 5 exons. The record is from RefSeq and is a predicted model, not a curated record.